CUGUCGUUUCUCACCCCUAGACUGAACAUAUAGCCACAACGCAGCUGCAUGUGCGCAACACUUUCUCGUGAAUAUGGUGACUGGGACAUUCUCGGACGAGCUGAUCAACUGCUCCUCGCCGUCGCCUUGGACGUCUUGUCCGAUCGCUGGAGACGUCGGAAUGAGCGGAACAGCUGUACACCGUUUGCUUCCGGUAUUCAAUGACCAGAGAAUGCCCCAGCUAAAACCAAUCCUUGGUGUCGAUUUCCAUGAAGACAGAGAAACGGCAUCCGUCCCGAUGAUGAAACACCAUAUGUCAGAAGCUGAGUCAAGACACGUGAUCUUCCAGCAGAAACUCGCGCAGACUUCCCAGCGAGCCAUGAAUGAAGACAGGUCUGGAAGUGCUGGGGAGAGGGACAGGUUCCUGAGGCGUGACCCCCGCCACGUGGCCGUCUCCUGGUACAGCUACUACUACUCCAGGCCCGACUCCCCCACACAGUGGCAGCAGCGCACAGAGGGUAUUGAAGCAGAAGAGCAACCGAUGAUAGACGCAGAUCUCACAGGCCGUGUGUCGCCAAGCAACCAGAGUGAAAUGACAUCGGAUAUACCCCUCCUUCAAAAGCUGUCUGCUCUGGCUGAGACUGGACACGUGAUCAAAACCAGUGACAUUGACCUUGACCUCGAGGUUGAAGAUAUCUUUAAUGAGGAACAUCACCUGAUCAGACAAUUUAAGACAGGUAAAUGUGACCGGAUCAGGACACAAGACCCCUCACGUGGGAAGUGGGGAGAGAUGGACAGUGAAACCAGAGCCUUGCUGUCCAAGCUGAGACGGUCGAGUCCACCAGUUGAUUUGUAAAUAAAGCCAGCCCUCACAGCCAAAUACCUCAGGCAUUUCAUCAUGUGGGGUCCAUCACCAGUACAUCAAUGUAUAUAAAUUGCGAUAAAGAGUUCAAGCAUGAA
Haliotis rufescens (red abalone) is the source of this 939-nucleotide messenger RNA. RefSeq lists its product as uncharacterized. The transcript has 6 exons. The coding region runs from base 74 to 835 and encodes 253 amino acids. NCBI's taxonomy places the organism in Eukaryota, Metazoa, Mollusca, Gastropoda, Lepetellida, Haliotidae. The record is from RefSeq and is a predicted model, not a curated record.